UUGACAGCUGGCAAGUCGUCAACACAACAAAAUUUUGUUUUGUUUUGGGUAAAGGUGGUCGCUUUGAUGAAAAAUGACCGCAGUACAAAAUACAGCGAAAACUUUCAAAUUCUCUUAUCCAACAUGUACAAACGAAGAGGUGUUGUUCAAGCUAGAGGUUCCCGUGGAAAUACCGCACGGCGGGUCGACCAGGGAGCUCGUGCAGAGAGUUAUGAAAAUGUUCCAUAUUCCUGUGUAUUUAGAAGACGAGCUCAAUGGAAAACUAGCCGAGUUUGUGGCAGAGGAAACUAAAAAGUUUCAUAAUGAGAGAGAUGCAAAGUUACUAGACCAACUGAAGAACAGUGAAUUAAACAUUGAAGGGAUUGUUAAAAACUGGGAAAAGCUUUUUAAGGAGAAUGUCAUGGAGUUUGCUGAACAGAAAGGAUCUUCGGAUGAGGAAGUGUUUGCAGCUGCAUACCAUAAACUAGUGCAUUCGCCUGCACUAGACACUAUUCUCCAAGUGGAAGCCACCUAUGCCCAGACUGUUAUGAAUAUGUUGAAGAGUAGAGAUGAUGAUAUCGAGAAGCUUACACAGAAACAAACAGAAGAAAUGGAAGAGAAGAUGCGCCUGCUGAACACGGUGACGACUGAAGAGGAGAUCAACGAACUGGCUGUGCAGCACUUCGAGCAGCAGAGCCUAGCGGCGGGCCGCUGGGACUCGCAGCUGGAUGCGCUCCGGCACACACAGCGCGCCGCACAUCGCGCCUGGCUCAUGACCGCCAUCGACGACUACCAGACCGACGAGAAAAUCACACCCAGCAAUUCCCCGCUGAUGUCGUUCCCCGCGGCGCUGGCGCCGGCGCCCGCCACGCCGCGUCUGGAGGAGAGCUUCACCAUCCACCUGGGCUCGCAGCUCAAGCAGACGCACAACAUCCGCCUCGCCGCACUGCACAUGAUGCAACUGUGCUCCGUGCACCGGCCCGACGCCGACGGGGGGACAUGGGCGGGCGCUCAGCCGGCGCUUGCUCUGUACUCAGGCGAGCUGAGCGGCUCAGUGUUGCUAGUGGACCCCGUACCGAGUCGCUCGCCGCUGCUACGCUCUGCCCGAGCCGCGGCCGAACACCACUUCCCCGACGUGGAGGCUCAGUUGAGGCACAUUACUGAAGCCAUAAAGGAACCGGUCGAGAAGCGCAACGCGGAGCGGCAGGCGGGCCGCGCGCGCGGGGAGCGCCUGCGGGCGGGCGACGUGUUCGUGAGCCGCCACAGCAACCUGGCCGAGGCGCACGUGGUGUUCCACCUGGUGGCGGACGACGAGUCCCUCAAGGCCGGGGACAUGACGUCACGACACCCGGCGAUCCUUGGCCUCCGGAAUAUCCUGAAAGCUGCGUGCUGCAACGACGUCACCUCUAUCGCGUUCCCGCUACUCCUCAAACACGAACUGACAGAGGAGAUGACCGCGGCGUGGUGCAUGCGGCGCGCAGAGCUCGUGCUGAAGUGCGUAAAGGGCUUCGUGCUGGAAGCCAGUGGUGGGGGCGGCGCCGACUUGCGCACGCUGUGUGCCACCCUGCCCCCAGAUAUCCGACCUGCGCUGUUCUCAUCGCUGGCAGCACUCCUGCCCACUAUCUUUAGGGUUUCCGGACCGGUUCGAGCGAAAACUGCCGCUCAGUGAACGCUUGUUUAAUUAAAUGUAUCGAGCCUUUAUCACCGACGGCCGAGCACCGAGCGUAACACGAUUCGAUAUUUAACAUGUACCUACUGUGUAGAAUUUCAAUCCAAUAAUUAAACAUAACUCCUUUGCUAUUUUUAAAAGUCGUAUAAGGAGGCAAUAUUAGUCACUAUAAAUAUGUUAAUACUAUAUGUGUAUUUACGUAAAUACACAUAUAUAGUAUUACAAUUUAUUAUUAUUUUUAAUUAUCAAUGUAUUUUUUAGUGUAAAUCUAUGUAUGAGAUGAGGUAUAUGGAUUUUGUAUAACUGCCAUACCCCUAACAGGAUUUCCCGUCAAUCAUUUCCUUAUUCCAUCGGUUAAGGUAGCCUGGAAGAGAUCACUUUUAGUGAUAAGGCCGCCUUUUGCAUAAUUAUAUUAAAGUAAGGGUUCUGUGUGUGUAUAGAAAAUAUUAUGCAAGUUGUUUAAAUAAAUAAAUACUAUCAUUAAAUUACAAUUUAACAAAAAUAUUUAAGAAACCUAAAAAUGUAGAAUUUGUGUUUGUCGGUUACGAUAUUGUCAAUCUGAGACGUCUAGAAAUCGAUUCCGUUGUUUUUAGUCGUUAAAAUUAAUAUAUUUUAAAAUUUCCGCGUCUUAUAUUGAAGUUACUUAAUCAAGAAGUUAUGCCGACUGUGCCAAGCCGUAUAUAGACAAAGACGUGCCGCUAAGCAAUUUUAGUGUUCCGGUGUGAUGUCGCGUAGAAACCGAUUAGGGGUCUGACUACCGUACUCCCUAACCGGUUAGAUCGCUACCAUCUUAAACUGCAUCAUAACUUACCACCAGGUGUAAUUAAGUAUGGAUAUGAGUCAAAUCAUUGAAAUAAGUGGAUGAAAUGUUAUUUACAGACAUUCCAAUUUUAUUAUAUUCAUAAG
Messenger RNA from Pararge aegeria (speckled wood butterfly), 2554 nucleotides. Its product is annotated as protein C12orf4 homolog. The record is from RefSeq and is a predicted model, not a curated record. Bases 74 to 1648 code for a protein of 524 amino acids. Gene Ontology annotation, cellular component: cytoplasm. The transcript has 9 exons. Lineage: Eukaryota; Metazoa; Arthropoda; Insecta; Lepidoptera; Nymphalidae.